Harmonia axyridis is the source of this 1124-nucleotide messenger RNA. It is a transcript of the gene Vta1, whose product is annotated as vacuolar protein sorting-associated protein VTA1 homolog. The coding region runs from base 115 to 996 and encodes 293 amino acids. The record is from RefSeq and is a predicted model, not a curated record. The transcript is spliced from 3 exons. Gene Ontology annotation, cellular component: multivesicular body. Lineage: Eukaryota; Metazoa; Arthropoda; Insecta; Coleoptera; Coccinellidae. Gene Ontology annotation, biological process: late endosome to vacuole transport via multivesicular body sorting pathway.
AUGGUUUGUGUACUUCUUUAACAGAUAGAUGACAUUUUCCCUAUUUUCCGCAUAAACAAUAAUUACCUGAUUACAUUGUUAUUUCGAGGAAAAUUUGGAUUCAUCUUGAAAACCAUGCAGUUUCCUCCAGUUCCACCUGAAGUUAAAUCAAUAGCUCAUUUUCUGAAAGUUGCUGAAGAACAUGAAGAAAGGAAUAUCGUUGUGGCUUAUUGGGCACGAAUCUUUGCAUGCCAGAGAGCAAUGCAACUGGUUCCAGGUAAAAAACCUGAAUCUGUAUCAAAGUUAUUGAUUGCUCUCAUGGAUUGGAUGGAGACCACCAAGAAGGCAAAUAUGGGUAAUGAUGGUAUUACUAGCGAAACUACUGCACACGCCCUGAUAGAGGAAUAUGCUUUACAACUCUUCACGUAUGGAGAUACACAAGAUAGAGCAUUGAAUUUUAAUAAGAACACAAUCAAGGCUUUCUAUACAGCUGGUAUACUCAUGGAUAUUCUUGAACAGUUUGGUCCUCUUUCAGAAGAUAUUCAGAGUAAAAAGAAAUAUGCUAAGUGGAAGGCAGCUUAUAUUCACAACUGUCUCAAGGUUGGGGACAUACCGAUACCUGGUGGCCCUGAUGAGCAUUUGGAUAAUGUUGUUCAUAGGGCUGAUUUAGAUAAUGAGGACAACAUAAAUAUGGGCCAAGAUGGUUCAUCAGGUACAGAUACCCCCCCAAAAGAUGUGGGUGUUCCUUUCUUACCACCUGAGCCAUCUAUUACUACACCUCAACCUUCAGUGGCGCCUUCAAUUCCACAAUUACCAAUUGUACCCACUGUUAAUCCCUAUGCAGCUGCACCCACUACUUCAUCAGGUGAACAUGCAAUGUUACCACCAGAUAAGAUAAAGAAGGCACAGAAAUUCUGCAAGUUUGCUGAGUCAGCCCUCGAUUAUGAGGAUUACAAAAGUGCUAUUGAAAAUUUGAAUAAAGCAUUGCACUUGAUUAAAACUGGAGAGGAGCUUUAAAUAUUUUAUUUUUAUUUUUCAAAUCGCUAGUAAUUAUCUGAAAUGAUUGUUAAAAGUAUAAUAUAUCCUUUAAUUUUAUAUAUAUAGUUUAGGUGUAAAAAUUCGCUAAUAAAAUCUGCUUACAGUUA